This is a messenger RNA of Pristis pectinata (smalltooth sawfish), 2177 nucleotides long. RefSeq names its product beta-1,4-N-acetyl-galactosaminyl transferase 1b (gene b4galnt1b). Gene Ontology annotation, biological process: ganglioside biosynthetic process. The record is from RefSeq and is a predicted model, not a curated record. Bases 104 to 1711 code for a protein of 535 amino acids. Gene Ontology annotation, cellular component: Golgi membrane. Gene Ontology annotation, molecular function: hexosyltransferase activity. The transcript has 11 exons. Lineage: Eukaryota; Metazoa; Chordata; Chondrichthyes; Rhinopristiformes; Pristidae.
ACACCAGCAGUGACCGGCAAAGGUUCAGAAGCUGCGGAGAAAUCAGAAUGCGGAAUGCAUCCGUUCAUUUAACGAGAGAGAGUGGGAAAAAACAUGCAUUCAGAUGCAUAACAGCAUGCGUCCAGUCAAGAAGCCCCUUUGCUGCCUUUUACUGGUGACGUUGCCUCUAGGAAUUUUUUUCCUUUGUCUCUGGCCGCUGAAACCGUACCACAUUGUGGAUGUGAAGUACCGAAUUCCCAGUAUUUCGGAGAACUUUCUGGAACACGGACUUUGGGAGCCCUCUGAUAAAUAUGCCCACAUUUCCUUCAAAGUGAAAGAGAUGGUGGCUGGGCUACUUCCAAAGAAUGACUGCAGUUGUGAUAAAGGGGAGCCCGUGCUGAAGCUGCCGUUCACCAGGCACCUUUUCCAUCAGGUUUCUGUCCACCAGUUUCAGCAGGUCUUCAAAGAGGCAGAGCGAGAGGAACUGAAGAAAAGGAGGCAGCAGGAAUAUCAGCGUUUUCUAGAGAGGUCCCAUUCCCCCGCUGACGUGAUGAUCAUUGCGAAAGCCAACACCCCUUUGGAGUACCCCACGCAAGGGCUGCAAGUGCGGCCCCUGAAAACCAUUGUGAUACCAGGUUUAAGUUUACAAGCUCCAUCUAGGAAACUGUAUCGGGUGAAUCUAACAGCAACUUUGGGAACUUUUGACGUGGCAGCUGAGGUCGAUGAGGUGAAAAUCGAAGGUGUAGGGCAGAUGCAUCUGUCUCUGUCGAGCUCGCGAGUGGACAACCUGAACCGCCAGCUCCAGUUUGUCACGUACACCAACACCGUCUUCAACCCCAACACGGCUGACACAGUGCAGCUGGAAACUGAUGGACACCAGGCUUUUUUUGUCAUCAAAAUCCGACAUGCCACCAUCCCAAAACUAUACAGCUCCGGAGACCAGCCAGGAUAUAACGUCAGUGCAUUGGUGACUAUAGCAACCAAAACAUUCUUAAGGUACGACAAGCUGAGGGAGCUGAUAUCGAGCAUUAGGAAGUUUUAUCCCAAUGUCACCAUUGUAAUCGCAGAUGACAGCAACAAACCACAAAAGAUUGAAGGACCGUUUAUUGAGCAUUACAUCAUGCCAUUUGGGAAGGGUUGGUUUGCUGGACGGAACUUGGCUAUCUCCCAAGUCACAACCAAGUAUCUACUCUGGGUCGAUGAUGACUUCAUUUUCACUGCAAAUACCAAAGUUGAAAAACUAGUGGACAUUUUGGAGAAAACAACCCUGGACUUGGUUGGAGGGGCAGUACGAGAGAAAACUGGCUUUGCCACCACUUUCCGGCACCAGAUCAGCGUGGAGCAAGGGGGAGAGGAAGGCGACUGCCUACACACUCGUAUGGGUCACUACCACAUCUUGCAGGGCUUCCCGAAUUGUGUGGUCACCGAUGGUGUGGUCAACUUCUUCCUGGCCCGCACGGACAAAGUGCAGCGGGUGGGGUUUGACCCCAGGUUAACGAGGGUGGCACAUUCAGAGUUUUUUAUUGAUGGACUGGGCCUUCUCCAUGUUGGGUCAUGUGACGACGUCACUGUGGAUCACGCCACCAAGAUCAAACUGCCCUGGAGCAAGGCCGAUGAAAAUGAGAAAACCUACAAAGAAUUCCGAUAUCCCAAGUCGUCAGAGGCAAACGUCCAGCUGAAGCAUGGGCUUUUUUACUUGAAAAACAGGUUUAAGUGUAUGAUCAAGAACUAAGACCAGGGACCACACUGAAGAAGGGGAAAGAAAGAGACUCCGAAACUAAUCUUUAAUGUCGUGCCUGAUGUCAAGAGAGCUAAGAACUCUUAAAGAAUUGAGCAAAAUGCUCCAGUGUUUAGGAUUAGGGCCUAAGUUUUACAUAACAGUCACCUCAUGAAGAGCUUUAAGAAAAGCUGGAACUUAGAUUGUAAAGGCUGCUAAAGAUGGAAUUCCAGAGCCAAGAACUAAGAAUUCUUUUUUUAAAACUGGCUGAGUUUUAAAAGUAGUUGUGUUUCAAGUCCAUUUCUGAGUCUGAGAUAACUUAACCCUGUGUUCGAUCGUGUUCUACCAUGCCAAUCACUUGGUUAUCACAAGCUAGAUGUUAGAAUUGACCUGUUCCAGACUCAGUUACUAUAAAAGCCUUUCUCCCACGUUCAAAGUUAAUAAUGCAAUUUGCCAGAAUAAAUGACUCUUUAGUGAUUAA